Molecule: messenger RNA, 968 nt
Organism: Drosophila rhopaloa
Lineage: Eukaryota; Metazoa; Arthropoda; Insecta; Diptera; Drosophilidae
Product: replication stress response regulator SDE2
Exons: 2
Coding region: 76-780 (234 amino acids)
Cellular component (GO): nucleus
Source: RefSeq, a predicted model, not a curated record
CACGCGACUCGGCAGUAAAUACAGAACAAAGAGGAAUAACAAUUACAAUCGCUAUCGAAAAGGGAGAACGUCGAAAUGGACAUCAAUAUUUUUAUAAACAACCAACCUUUUAUAAGUUGUGCGAGUCCCGUUAAUUAUGAUGAGCUAUGUAACCAGAUUGAGAAGAAAGCAAACUUGCAACAUGAAGAUUAUUAUUUGGUAGAAAAUGGCAAACGAUUGUCUGGAGAACUCCCUCAUGGUGAUGUCCACUGCAUCCUGCGCCAGCUGGGCGGCAAGGGAGGAUUCGGAUCCAUGCUGCGAGCCAUUGGCGCCCAAAUCGAGAAGACCACAAAUCGCGAAGCUUGCCGGGAUCUGAGUGGCCGUCGUCUAAGGGACAUCAACGAAGAGAAGCGGGUGCGCGCCUGGCUGGACAAGCAGGGGGAGCGGGAACGGGAGGCGGAGGAGCGGAAGAAGCGAAAAAUCGAGAAACUGUUGGCUGUGCCAAAGCACGACUUUAAAGACGACAAGUACGAGGAAGCCAGGGCCAAUCUCACUGAGAAGGUAAACGACGCAUUCGAGGAGGGUCUUAAGCAGGCGGAGGAGACCAAGGAGAAGGAAGCGCUAGCCCAGGAGGCAUCCACUAGUGGUACCAAGAGGAAAUCACCUGCCGAGGACAAGACUAAGGCCAAAAAGAAGAAAAAGGGGACUCUCUGGAUAGGCGAUGACAUCUCAGGAUCCGACUCAGACUCUGAGACUAGCGAAGAGGAACUUGAGGUGAAGAAAAAGGCCAUUCAAAAUUAGAAAAUAAGGCUUACAAUUAAGUAGCACAGACUGUGUUUACCUUAUCUUUUUGAACUCCAAUUUAAUUGGUCUUUGCCACUACAUUUACUAAACUUACAAAAUAAUUUUAAAAAAACGUCAAUAAUCUACAACGUAUAUGCAGGCCGAAUAUUUAUGGGAAUAUUCGGAAUAAACUGAUUCGACACUAA